UAUAAAAGAAAUUCUUUGUCUGUAAACAGGUGCUCAGACCUUACAGGGCUACCCAGGUCUGGGACUUCAUGCAUGACCUUGUUAGGGGGAAAGGAUGUCCUAAAGCUAAUUCCAUACAGGCUUUGUGGACUCCACCCCCACUCCAGACCAAAGCCAAAAGACACUGGGAACCACAAAUCCCAUCACCACCAAAGGGAAGGUGGCUGGGACCUGAGGGUGGGGUUAAGCAGCCAGGUGUGGUAUAAAGCCAGACACGUGGGCUUCAUUUUGAAAGAAACACAAUUUAUACCAUACUUUGUUAGCUUUAGAAAUCUUGGUAUCUGUCACCUGACUACUCAAGUAUCUGUCAGUUUCCUACUCAGGUUUCUACAACAGCAAGUGGCAUUCAGGUGUCAGCAGAGGCGGCGUUGAUUUUCACAGACACAGAGGACGUCUAGGCGAGCCAUCUGGGAACCCCGAGUCCAGCCAAUUCCCCCCGGCCAAGAGCUCAUGGAGCUGGAGCAGGUGCCCGCCUCCAGCGCCGAGGGCUACAGCAACGCCGGCUUCCAGAAUGAAGACGACUUCCGUGACAACCAGAACACAUCAGGAAACAACUCACUAAGGAGCAGAGGUGGGCUGAUAAACAAAGAGCAAGUAAACGCGCUACAGGGUGAAGCACAAGUCACCAUUGAGCAGGAUUCUAGAAGAAAUAAAGAAGCCACAGAGGAUGAUCCAGAAACAUAUCAAGAAGGGUAUCUGGAAAGGAAGUGUGGUACUGUUUGUGAUUUUUUUAGGAAACAUAAAACCACCCUUCAGUACAUCUUAUGGGGUAUUUUACUAGCAGGUUACCUGGCCAUGGUGAUUGCAGCCUGUGUGCUGAACUUCCGCAGAGCCCUUCCUCUUUUCGUCAUCACUCUGGCUGUCAUCUUCUUCGUGGGCUGGGAUCAUUUUAUGGCCAAAUAUGAACAUCGAAUCGUUGAGUUCCUCUCUCCCGGCAGAAGGCUUCUAAAUAGCCAUUGGUUCUGGCUGAAGUGGGUAAUUUGGAGCUCACUGAUCCUGGGGAUUAUUUUCUGGCUGAUCUUUGACACUGCCAAACUGGGCCAACAGCAGCUGGUGUCAUUUGGUGGUCUCAUAAUGUACCUUGUCCUGGUAUUUCUCUUUUCCAAGCACCCAACCAAAGUUUACUGGAGACCUGUCUUCUGGGGAAUUGGGUUACAGUUUCUUCUUGGUCUCUUAAUCCUAAGGACUGACCCUGGAUUUAUGGCUUUCGAUUGGUUAGGCAAACAGGUUCAGACAUUCUUGGAGUACACUAAUGCUGGUGCUUCAUUUGUCUUUGGUGAGAAAUACACAGACUACUUCUUUGCAUUUAAGGUGCUGCCAAUUGUAGUUUUCUUCAGCACAGUCAUGUCCAUGCUCUAUUACCUGGGACUGAUGCAAUGGAUCAUCAGAAAGGUUGGAUGGCUAAUGCUUGUUACUUUGGGGUCAUCUCCUAUUGAAUCUGUAGUUGCUGCUGGCAAUAUAUUCAUUGGACAGACAGAGGCCCCACUGAUGGUCCGACCAUAUUUACCACAUAUCACCAAAUCCGAGCUUCAUGCCAUCAUGACAGCAGGGUUCUCUACCAUCGCUGGAAGUGUCUUAGGGGCAUACAUUUCUUUUGGGGUCUCGUCUUCCCACUUGUUAACUGCUUCAGUUAUGUCAGCACCCGCGUCACUGGCUGUUGCUAAACUCUUUUGGCCUGAGACUGAAACACCUAAAAUAACCCUCAAGAAUGCCAUGAAGAUGGAAAAUGGAGACUCAAGGAAUCUCAUAGAAGCUGCAUCCCAGGGAGCAUCCUCAUCUAUCCCUCUGGUGGCAAACAUUGCUGCGAAUCUGAUUGCCUUCCUGGCCCUGUUGUCUUUUGUGAAUUCAGCCCUGUCCUGGUUUGGAAAUAUGUUUGACUACCCACAGCUGAGUUUUGAGAUAAUAUGCUCUUACAUCUUCAUGCCCUUUUCCUUCAUGAUGGGAGUGGAUUGGCAAGACAGCUUUAUGGUCGCCAAACUCAUAGGUUAUAAGACAUUCUUCAAUGAAUUUGUGGCCUAUGAGCACCUCUCAAAAUUGAUCAAUUUGAGGAAAAAGGCUGGACCCAAAUUUGUGAAUGGCGUGCAGCAAUAUAUGUCGAUUCGUUCUGAGACAAUUGCCACUUACGCACUCUGUGGCUUUGCCAAUUUUGGUUCCCUAGGAAUAGUGAUCGGCGGACUCACAUCCAUGGCUCCUUCCAGAAAGUGUGACAUCGCCUCGGGGGCAAUGAGAGCUUUGAUUGCGGGGACUAUUGCCUGCUUUAUGACAGCCUGCAUUGCAGGCAUGCUCUCAGGCACUCCUGCAGAUAUCAACUGUCAGCGUAUUUUAGAGAAUGCCUUCAACUCCAGUUUACCUAGAAAUACAACGAACAUGGUGUCCUGUUGCCAAAGUCUGCUGAGCAGCACCAUUGCCAGGGGUCCUGGUGAGGUCAUCCCUGGAGGAAACCACAGCCUGUAUGCAUUGAAAGACUGCUGCACAUUAUUGAAUCCCUCAACGCUGAACUGCAGUUGGAUCCCUAAUGCAUUUUAAGCCCAGCUGCUUCUCCAACAGAUCCCUAAGUACAGAUGCUUUGGGGAGAAAAAAAGGCUAUUCUCCACAGAUUGAUGCUUUGAUCAUGGAAUCAGUUCUGAUUAGAAAGAAGGAAAAUGGGAGUGACUACGUCACAUCUACAGAAUCUUCCUCCUUCCCUUCCAACCUCUUUCCCUCAGAUAACGAAUGCGGUGUCCCAAAAUGAGUUGUCUCCAGCCCCAGGAAUGUUUUUCUGAUGGUAGAAUUUCAGGAUAUUUAAACACAUU
Messenger RNA from Talpa occidentalis (Iberian mole), 2831 nucleotides. It is a transcript of the gene SLC28A3, whose product is annotated as solute carrier family 28 member 3. The record is from RefSeq and is a predicted model, not a curated record. Gene Ontology annotation, biological process: purine nucleoside transmembrane transport; pyrimidine nucleoside transport. The transcript has 19 exons. Gene Ontology annotation, cellular component: membrane. Bases 490 to 2565 code for a protein of 691 amino acids. Lineage: Eukaryota; Metazoa; Chordata; Mammalia; Eulipotyphla; Talpidae. Gene Ontology annotation, molecular function: purine-specific nucleoside:sodium symporter activity; pyrimidine- and adenosine-specific:sodium symporter activity.